Messenger RNA from Chara braunii, 1330 nucleotides. The record is from the annotation of a GenBank genome assembly. Lineage: Eukaryota; Viridiplantae; Streptophyta; Charophyceae; Charales; Characeae.
GGCGGAGUGAUGAGGGACGAGUGGCAGUGGUCCCCACCCACACAUGCAUGGCGGGUUGUCCGCUCCCUCGCCCAUGUCGGUGACGCGGUCUGCUGCCGAGCUGUCAUCUUCGAUGGCAGAUGUGCAAGUAGAGGAUAUGGAGGAGGGGUGGCCUGUCCACAGCGCAACUACAUCGGCUGCCAGCUUGCAAGGUCCCUCCUUCGGUGGCGAGGAAGAUGACUUGGUUGGCGACGAUGAGGUCGAAGGUGAUGGCGGUGACAUUGAUGGGCAAAACUCUGACAACGCGCAGGAGGAUAGAGACAAUGCUAGUGCUAGGCAGAGAGAUGGGGGCGAGAAUGUGGUUGGGCCCCAAAGCGGCAAGCGUGCAAACAAACGGGGGGGCAAAGAUGGUGCUGCGAAAAACAAGAAGCAAAACAUCCCCUGGACCUUGGAUGAGAGGAUCACGCUGUCCAKAUUGAUGGYCGAGGACGACGYCGUUAUGGCCGAUGCUGACRGGCARCAUCGGUUCAAGAGGAGUAAGGACCGAUAUGAGUGGGUGCACGAUCGGAUGGCGGAGCAGGGGUUUCGGUACAGGUCGGCGGAGGAUUGUCGUAAGAAGUGGCAGGGCAUGCUAGCGGCGGCAAAGUUGAUUCUCGACAAGUGUGAGAAUGCUUCGGGGAAACCUUUGUACUGGGACAUGACCCUUGAGAAGCGGAAGGCUGAGCAGGUGCCACUAGACUUUGAGAAACCUCUGUGGGAAGCGAUGGAGUGGAAACGCAAUCGGCCAUCCAUCGAGUGUGACAAGACGCUGGCGUCCAAGAACCUGCCAGGCAACGUGGGGGGGAAUUCGACGAGCGGCGGUCCAACACAACCGUCGCCGGGAGGAGUGCUUCCGACGGCAAAGCUACGGAAGAUUCGGACCAAGCUGCGAAGAUCCGGAGGACGAACACCGCCAAAAGCAGGAUGGGCGACACGAUGAGCGGUGGGACAACAUUGAGUAGGGCGAUGGAGGACGAGACACGGUCGUACGGCAAGGGUUUGGACAAAGCCGCUGCCACUCUGGCGAAGGCAACGUCGGAGGCAGGCUCGGCAAUAGCGGCGAAGAUUGGUGACGGGGCAGAGUCAUACAAAACCCAAUUGUCUCGGUAUUUCUUACCGUGAAAACCAAGCCAAGUUUGAUUCUCAGGGAAGUACUUAUGCUUGAUUCUUUGUCGACCCCAGGUAGGGUGUCUACGAAAGACCCAUGCACGAAGUUGUCGAAAUAUCCGGAAAUCCAUACGGUGAAAGAUUGCAGAGCAUUCCGAAAACUUAAAGUAGUUUCCCCAACCUGAAAUCAACGGAACCAAAGCAC